UACAAUAAUAGCAAUAAAAUUAUAAAUGUGCAAAAUGUAACAAUAACUCAAACCUUACGACCGAACAACUGUGUCGUCGUCCAUGUAUGGAAAGUAGUUUAAUGUUUUGUGUCCGUCGAUAGAUGAUCCUAAAAUUUGGAAGUAUGUUUUUCAGUUUAAAAAAGUUAAAUUAUAGCUUCUACUGCUUGUGUAAUAAAUUUAUCUCAAAAUGGUAGAAAACCUCAAUAAAAAACAAAUAGAAUUUUUUAAAAAUGUUUUCAAAACAGUUGAUAAAGUAAAUAACUUGAUCCGUUCGAUUGGAGACAAUACAACUGAAGCAGAUUUUCAUGACAUGUUAAAUAAAGUGAAUAACGAUGACGUUUUCGAUAAGGAUGGUGAUGGAUUUUUAACAAUUGACGAACUAAAAACUGUUUUAAGCUACACAGGCGAUGGCUUCACAGAAGAACAGAUUGAUUUUUUAGUGGAAGGGAUAGCUACUAGUAGUGAUGGUAAAAUAAAUUACGAAACCUUUGUUGUUGUGAUGUCAACUGAUAUAAAUGAAUGUGACAAAGAUAAUUCUACAACAUCGAGUGAAGACCAGUAAUGUGAGUUACUCAUAACUCACGAAUAUUAGAUGUACUAAGGCGAAAUGUAAAAUUUUUUGUAGUAUUGAGUAAAAUAGGGGAUUGUGACACCCACUAAGAUUCUAAAUGCACUCCAAUAAUAUCUUUUUUUCUGCUAACUGUUUUUUGUUUGUGAUUAAAUGUUCAAAAAAAAUGUGAAAAUAGGCUAAAUUAAUAUUGAAGAAUUUUUGUUUGAAGAUCAAAUUCUUUUAUCAAUCCUUUAAUUUAAAACAAUGUACAGUAUAACUGCCGGCAUAUAUUAAUUGUGUUUUAUAAUUUUGAAAUAAA
Messenger RNA from Teleopsis dalmanni, 890 nucleotides. Its product is annotated as calmodulin-like. The transcript has 2 exons. Gene Ontology annotation, cellular component: myosin II complex. The record is from RefSeq and is a predicted model, not a curated record. Gene Ontology annotation, molecular function: calcium ion binding. NCBI's taxonomy places the organism in Eukaryota, Metazoa, Arthropoda, Insecta, Diptera, Diopsidae. Bases 209 to 583 code for a protein of 124 amino acids.